UUCUGAAAGUACUCUUUAAGGCACAACAUAAAUUAAAAAAAUAAAAGAGGGCCGGAUGUAUGAGAGGAGGGGGACAGAUGAUUCAUCUGAGCAAGGAAGGAAAAAUGUGAAAUUCACAUUUCACACUGUGAAUGCAGUCUCUACAAUCCAGUUGCAGAUCUGGCUGGAGACUGCUCCCAGACUCAGUUGGGAAGCAGGGAGUGGAGAGAGCCUGGAGUGCCCGGAGAGGGAGAUCUCCGUCUCCCGCCGGGACUUGGCACAUGGGGGAAGAAAAGGACAUAUGUUUCAAUGCAACAUUGUGUUGCUUUCCAGACAGCUGAUGUGCAAGUCCCAUCCUGUCAAACCGAGAUCCAGCCCGCCCCCCUCUCCUCCUCCUUCCCAGGCGCUUGGCUGUUUUGCCCAGCCCCUGGUGACUGAAGCCCCGUCCUUCCUGCUGCGGGCUGUCUCCCCCACGCAUCCCCAGAGCGGGCAGGCGCCCCCCGGCCAGCGGGAGGCUCGGGGGCGGGCUGCUGCCUCCCCGGCGGGAGGGAAGCCUGCUCAGCUGACGCCUGGCUGCUUGCAUCGCGGGGCCAAGCUGUUUUUCUUUUCCGGUCGCCUGGAUCCGCUGUCCCCGCCUCCUCGCGCGCUGUCUCCUCUCCCCAACCCCCCAGUCUGGAGGUUGGAUGGUAUGCUCCGCACGUGAGCUGGGUGCUGGUCUGGCUGGCGACGCGCGUGCCCUGUGGCCAAACACUAAGCAGCGAGUGCGAAGUACCAGCCCGGAGUGCGGCUGGGAGCGGGAGGGAGGAGGGCAGCGCACAGCUUCCCGCUUUCCCCGCCGCGCAGGAGGGACUGAGGCUGCAUGUGCACGGUUUGGCCCCGCAGCCUCGCAGCACCCCGCGGCAGCGCCAGCCCUAACCCAGCCGCGGUCCGACAUGGAUGAAGGACUGGUGCGCCUGCAAGAGAGGCAGUUGCUGGAGCACAGGGAUUUUCUAGGGUUGGACUACCCAUCUCUCUAUAUGUGCAAGCCCAAAAGAGGCAUGAAGAGGGAUGAGAGCAAGGAAACAUACAAACUGCCCCACCGAUUGAUAGAGAAGAAGAGACGGGACAGAAUUAACGAGUGCAUUGCUCAGCUGAAAGAUUUAUUGCCCGAGCAUCUGAAAUUGACUACUCUGGGGCACCUGGAGAAAGCUGUCGUGUUGGAAUUAACUUUGAAACACUUGAAAGCUUUAACGGCCUUGACGGAGCAGCAGCAUCAGAAGAUCCUCGCCUUGCAGACCGGGGAGCGGCCGCCCAAGUCCGCGGCGCAGGCCGACCUGGACGCGUUCCACUCGGGCUUCCAGACGUGCGCCAAGGAGGUGCUGCACUACCUGUCGCGCUUCGAGAGCUGGGCGGCGCGGGAGCAGCGCUGCACCCAGCUGCUCAGCCACCUGCACGCCGUGUCCACGCAGUUCCUGCCCGGCCCCGCGCCGCCGCCCGCCGCACCCCGCGGCCCGUCGCCGCCGCCGCGCUCGCCGGCUGGGCAGGUGCCGCCGCCACAGCCCCGCUGCGUGCCCGUCAUCCAGCGGACUCACGCGGCCGAGCUGAGCGACACCGACACGGACAGCGGUUACGGCGGCGACAGCGAGGCGAGGCCCGAACGCCGCGCCGGCGUCCACGUCAAGCAGGAGCCAGCGGCAGACGAGCCGCCGCCCGCCAAGCGCCUCAAGGCCGAGGGCGGCGGCCCCGGCGCGGAGCCCGCGGCCGCGCUGCUGCGCCCCGACGCCGCGCUGCUGGGCUCGCUCAUGGCGCUGGGCGGCGGCGCCGGGGGCCCGCUGGGGCCGGCGGCCGCGCCCCUCUGCCUGCCCUUCUACUUUCUGUCGCCCUCGGCCGCCGCCGCCUACGUGCAGCCCUUCCUGGACAAGGGCCUGGACAAGUACGUGUACCCCGCCGCCCCGCUGCCGCUGCAGCUGCUCUACCCCGGCCUCCCUGCCGCCGCUGCCGCCUUCCCCUGCCUCUCCUCGGCGCUCGGCCCGGCCGACAAGGCGGGCGCCGCCGCGCUGCUGCCGCCCUUCGCCCCCGGGCCCGGCGCCGACACGGACCUCGCCUCGCGGGACAAGCCCGCCCGGGACAGCCCCUGAGGGCCGCGGCCGCGGCGGGGGAGGCAGCCGCAGCCCUCCUGGCACAUGCCCCGAGCAGCCCUUGCCCCCCAGGUUACAGAAGGCAAACACACACACACACAUGCAUGCACACACACACACACGUGCACACGUUUGUGUCUAUGGGCACAUGUGCAUGGUGCCAACAUAUGCAUACACCCACCUAUGCAUUGCAUACACACCCACACUGGUGCACACAUACAUGCACAUGUGUGUGCACGCACACCCCCCCACACACCCCCUCUAAGUUGGUUGUUUCUUUUUUGUCCCCAUCUCUUUCUUUUUGGUGUUUAUUCCUGACCUCCCCAUCUCCCCCCACCUUCCUCUGCUGUAAAAGCCCCUUUGCAUUGACAGGCAAGGUUAGACGAACACAGCUACAACCAACGCUUUGCAUUCCUCCUUUCAGACUGCAGUGGAACCAAGAGCAACUUGCUUAAGCCUUGAACUUUUCUCUCUACCUUCGAAUCCUAAGUGUCAAGCAGAGGCUGGGGGGGGGGGUGGAAACAGGUGGGCCAAAGGGAGCAGGCAUCUCCCCCUGGUGCAGUGGAGCAGGGUGUGGGGAGGGCAGGGCCGAGGGCAAAGAGGCCACAUGAUGGCCACUUCGGAAAUGCAAACUCCUAAUAAUAAAAAAGUGAUGGGAAUCGGCAAAGAUCAGACUGUGUCCAGGUCUGGGUGGGAGAGAGCUUUCCCUUUGAGGCCUCUCAUGCUGCAAAGGAUUAAAUUUGCUACUCAGUUUUUUUUUAAUGUUUGGCUUUAUAAAUGCACAGGUAUGUUUUAAAAAAAAGAAAAGGAAAAAAUAUAGUACGGAGACAUUAUACAUUUCCCCCCCCCCCCCAAAGUAAAUUAAACGUUGCACCUUAUUUUGAACUGGUUUUCGAUAGUAGUGUCUCUAAGUUCCACUUGGUAACUUGCACUUGUUUAGAGAGCCCUGUAUUAGUGCUUUGUCCGGGAUAAGGGGGAGGAGGAGGAGGUGGAAGGAGGUUUUAGUACCCAUGCAAGCACUUUAUUGAGAAAUGGACUAUGAAUGAAUUAACCUUGAGCCCAAUCUUUCAGUGCCUUGUGCACCUCCAGUUGCCAUUGGCUUCAGUGAGAGUUUUGGGUAUGCAAGGGAAAGAGGAUCAGAUCCAUUACAUAAUUUCUUUAGCUAAGGUCUGGUGGUAUGGCAAGUGCAUUUGUUCUCCCCUGCCCCCACGUCCUUAUUUAAUUCAUUCUGUCCCUGAGUUUUUCUAACCUUACUGUAUAAAAUGAAUGUUUCUGCACUGAACUAAAAAAAAAGCCCUGAACUAAUUUUAUCCUUAAUUAUGGAUUAUUAAAAAAAAAAAAAACAACCCAAAAAACUAGAGGAAAUAAUUAAACAUGUCUGAUUUUAAUUAGAAAUGCUUAUAAGAAUUGGGAUAAGGUCCCAUGUGGUUUUUCUAUUUCCAAAUAUCAUGAUUUCCUUUUCUGGGGCUAUAGUAGGCACCAGAUAAUCACACAGAUAAAGCUUUUUUAAUAAGGCUUAAACCAAGACCUUGCCUAGAUAUUUUUAGUUUGUUGCCAAGGUAGCACUGUGAGAAAUCUCACUUGAAUGUUAUGUAAGAGGUGAGACACAACAGUCUGACUAUGGGUGAAUAAGUAUCCUGGGUCUGUUAGUCAGUUUGGUGCAUUUGCUGCUGCUGUUGCUACUGUUUGCCUCAAACGCUGUGUUUAAACAACGUUAAAAAAUCUUACUAGCCUACAGAGUGGCUGUAUGUAAAUAGUUGUUAAUACAUCCAAUUAAUGAUGUCUGACAUGCUAUUUUUGUAGGGAGAAAAUAUGUGUUAAUGAUAUUUUGAGUUAAAUAUCUUUGGGGACGAUUUGCUGAAAAAGUUGCACUUUUGUUACAAUGCUUACGCUUGGUACAAGCUUAUGCUGUCUUAAAUUAUUUAAAAAAAAUAAAUACUGUCUGCAAGAAACCAGCUGUUUUAGAACAGUUUUUAGUAUGUGAUAUAUUAGAAAUCAAUCUUUAUAUUCAGUAUUUCCAGCAGUCCAUGAAUUCUAUUAUCUAAAUAUUUCCACGCUAUUUUGUGAUUUUAAAAAAAAAAUUCUUACUAAGGAAUAAAAAGUUUAAUACACAA
This is a messenger RNA of Alligator mississippiensis (American alligator), 4210 nucleotides long. RefSeq names its product basic helix-loop-helix family member e41 (gene BHLHE41). Gene Ontology annotation, biological process: circadian regulation of gene expression; anterior/posterior pattern specification; regulation of transcription by RNA polymerase II. Gene Ontology annotation, molecular function: protein dimerization activity; RNA polymerase II cis-regulatory region sequence-specific DNA binding; DNA-binding transcription factor activity, RNA polymerase II-specific. NCBI's taxonomy places the organism in Eukaryota, Metazoa, Chordata, Crocodylia, Alligatoridae. The transcript has 5 exons. The record is from RefSeq and is a predicted model, not a curated record. Gene Ontology annotation, cellular component: nucleus. Bases 663 to 2096 code for a protein of 477 amino acids.